AAUUCAGUGGUAAAGAAAUGUGUAAUGGAAAAGGCUUGGUCGUGCUGCUCCUCGGGGUAAUCCUGAUGGCAGUUUCUUCAUCCGGACAAGGCAACUCCUCAAAGAAAGUUAUCUGCUACCAGGGAACUUGGUCCGUCUACCGACCUGGUUUGGGCAAGUUCGGAGUGGAGGAUAUCGAUCCAUUCCUGUGCACCCAUCUGAUCUACGCCUUCCUGGGUAUCGAGGAGACGGGUCAGUUGCGGGUCAUUGACGCUUAUUUGGAUCUGGAGGACAACAGUGGACGUGGGAAUAUCAAGAGUUUUAAUGCACUCAAGUUAAAAAACCCAGUGCUUAAGACGUUGGUGGCUGUGGGUGGUUGGAAUGAGGGUUCUAAGAGGUUCUCUAUUGUGGCCAGCGAUCCAUUAAAGCGUGCCAAGUUCGUAGACGAUGUGGUCAGGUUCUUGCAACGCCAUGGAUUUGAUGGUCUAGAUUUGGAUUGGGAGUAUCCCGGCCAGCGACACAGUUUGGAGAACGAUGAUCGCUCGAACUACAUAACGUUUUUAAAGGAACUGAAAGAGGGCUUGGACCCCUUUGGCUUUAUGCUGACUGCUGCUGUGGGUUCCGCCCAGUUCUCCGCUGAGAUAUCUUAUGACAUUCCGGCCAUUGUUCCUUAUCUGGAUUUUUUCAAUGUGAUGGCGUACGACCUGCACGGACCUUGGGAUCCACUGGUGGGCAUUAAUGCUCCGCUUUACGGCUCUACAAGUGACACAAAAGAUCUGACCGGUCGGCAGCAGCAGCUUAAUGUGGAUGCCAUAAUUAAGUAUUGGUUGGAGGCAGGAGCUCCGCCAGAAAAGCUGGUUUUAGGAGUUCCCUUCUACGGACGCACCUUUACCUUAACCAGUGCCGAAGACAACCAGCCAGGAUCUUCGCACAUAGGAAAAGGAAUAGCAGGAAAUUAUUCGCGCGAACCGGGUGUCCUGGGCUACAACGAACUCUGUGAACUGAUGCAACAGGAGGAGUGGACUAGGAAGUGGGAACCGAAGCAGCAAGUGCCCUACGCCUUCAGGGAACGCCAGUGGGUGGGCUACGAGGACACGAGAAGUCUUUCUCUCAAGGCGCAGUAUGUGAUGGACCACUACCUGGCCGGCAUUAUGAUCUGGUCCCUGGAGUCGGAUGAUUUCCGUGGCACCUGCGGUCAGCAAAAGUAUCCUCUACUGCACGAGAUCCAUCGCGUGUUUUUCGGCGGCAACACUCCCUCUGGCUUGACCGCCGAAUUAAAGGAGGACAAAAUUGAGGGUUUUAGGUGCUCAGUUGAAGUUCCUGAUGGAUACAUUCGUGAUCCGUACAACUGCUCGAAAUUCUACUACUGCAGUGGGGGCAAUACCAACAACUUCGAAUGUCCCACUGGCUUGAACUUUGAUUUAAACACGAAGAGCUGCAACUACUCUGGAUCAGUAAACUGCUAAUAUUUAUUUUUUUAACAAAAUGUA
This is a messenger RNA of Drosophila ficusphila, 1469 nucleotides long. Its product is annotated as acidic mammalian chitinase. The record is from RefSeq and is a predicted model, not a curated record. Gene Ontology annotation, molecular function: chitinase activity; chitin binding. The coding region runs from base 18 to 1445 and encodes 475 amino acids. The transcript has 3 exons. Gene Ontology annotation, biological process: chitin catabolic process; carbohydrate metabolic process. Lineage: Eukaryota; Metazoa; Arthropoda; Insecta; Diptera; Drosophilidae. Gene Ontology annotation, cellular component: extracellular region.